AGAGAGUGAGAGCAGAGAGUGAGAGAGAAGAGAGAGGGAGAAGAGAGAAGAGAGUGAGAGCAGAGAGAGAAGAGAGUGAGAGAGAGAAGAGAGUGAGAGAGAGAGGGAGAAGAGAGAGAAGCGUCAUCAUUCCCAGCAGCAGUGAUCAGUGGAAGGAGCUGUGCAGACGUUAUUCCACCAGGAGAGGGCGCUCAGGAGCACAAACGUUAUUCCACCAGGAGAGGAGCACAGACAUUAUUCCACCAGGAGAGGGCGCUCAGGAGCACAGACGUUAUUCCACCAGGAGAGGAGCACAGACAUUAUUCCACCAGGAGAGGGCGCUCAGGAGCACAGACGUUAUUCCACCAGGAGAGGAGCACAGACGUUAUUCCACCAGGAGAGGGCGCUCAGGAGCACAUACGUUAUUCCACCAGGAGAGGGCGCUCAGGAGCACCAGCACCAUGAGUCUGGGCCACGCCUGCAUCUUCCUCAAAGGAGCCAAAAACACUGAACGCAAGCUAGCUGAUGAUGAAAUAGAAGAGCUACGUGAGGCAUUUGAGGAGUUCGAUAAGGACCGGGAUGGACUCAUCAGCUGUAAGGACCUGGGGAACCUCAUGAGGACCAUGGGUUAUAUGCCCACAGAGAUGGAACUCAUAGAACUCGGCCAGAACAUCAACAUGAACCUUGGGGGAAGUGUGGACUUUGAGGACUUUGUGGAGUUGAUGGCCCCCAAACUGCUGGCUGAGACAGCGGGAAUGAUCGGCCUCAAGGAGCUUAAGGACGCCUUCAGAGAGUUUGACAUAGAUGGGGACGGCUCCAUCACCACAGAGGAACUCCGUCACGCCAUGAUGAAGCUGCUCGGGGAGACGACGAGUGCACGCGAGAUCGAAAACGUCAUCCGGGAGGCCGACAACAACGGGGACGGAACUGUCGACUUUGAGGAGUUUGUCAAGAUGAUGAUGUCUAAAUGAGGACUGAAAACAGAACAUCCAUGCACACACACACAAUGAGGUCUAAAUGAGGACUGAAAAGAGAAGACACACAUGAGGACUGAAAAGAGAAGACACACACACACACGCACACAUACACAAGCGCACACAUACAAAUAAGCGCACACACACACACACUGUUGUCGGAGGGUGAAUAUCCACCCUGGCCAGAGAGAAGCAACACGCAUGGACACACUGUUGUGUGUCCACCCUGACCAGAGAGACCAACAUGACUGGGACAUGACCACCCUGACCAGAGACCAGCGUGACUGGGACAUGACCACCUUGGAGACCAACAUGACUGGGACAUGACCACCCUGACCAGAGAGACCAACAUGACUGGGACAUGACCACCCUGAUCAGAGAGACCAACAUGACUGGGACAUGGCCACCCUGGAGACCAACAUGACUGGGACAUGACCACCCUGAAGACCAGCAUGACUGGGACAUGACCACCCUGACCAGAGAGACCAACAUGACUGGGACAUGACCACCCUGAUCAGAGAGACCAACAUGACUGGGACAUGACCACCCUGACCAGAGAGACCAACAUGACUGGGACAUGACCACCCUGAUCAGAGAGACCAACAUGACUGGGACAUGGCCACCCUGACCAGAGAGACCAACAUGACUGACUGGGACAUGACUAAAUACUUUGCUUUUGAUCUAUUUAUGGAAGACUUGUACUCCAAAAUACCAUCCUGUGAUCUCUGCCAUUGAGAGCUACAGUAGCAUACAAAUGGCAUCUCAUUGAGAGCUACAGUUACAAAUGGCAUCUCAUUGUGUUAGUGUUUGGUAGCCCAGCUCACCAUGCUAGUGUGCUGGCUUCAUAAAACAAACAUUUGGCCCUGUUCCAUAUCAGCAGCUAUAGGAAGCAAGUUUGUAUUAGGGACAGAUGAGUAUUCAGCCAAUUUUAUUUCAAAUUAAAUUUCACUUGUAAUUGCAUCAAAUAAACAAUAAAAAAAUUUUGUGUGCCGCCUUGGUCAUUGGUCUCAUGUUAAAGGAGAAUUCUGGCGAUCUUUCAUAUAUAUC
Messenger RNA from Alosa alosa (allis shad), 2000 nucleotides. RefSeq names its product calcium binding protein 5b (gene cabp5b). The record is from RefSeq and is a predicted model, not a curated record. The transcript is spliced from 7 exons. Lineage: Eukaryota; Metazoa; Chordata; Actinopteri; Clupeiformes; Clupeidae. Gene Ontology annotation, molecular function: calcium ion binding. The coding region runs from base 441 to 950 and encodes 169 amino acids.